UGGUUUUUGAACUUUGAUUUUAACAAAAUUUUCCUUUUUAGGUGUAUCACCAUUGUUUAUUUGGUGUAAGAUACGACUUUCUUUGUGCAAAUUACACGGCAUUCGACCAGACUCUUUUCAACUGCAAUUUCGUGUCUAAUGUCGAUUGCGAAGGGUCCAAGAAAUUUUGGCAUAGGAACGACGAGCUGUACAAAGAAAAAAGCACGACGACGCAACCCCCGCCAGUGUACAACUUUUACACGCCCCCGCCAGCACCUGAUGGCUAUGUGCUAGCAGCCCAACCGCAGGCGCCUGUGCCUCAAAGAGGCCCACCUCAAGCGAUACCUCAAGCACCCGUUCAGGUACCUGCUCAGUUCCCGCUUCCCAUGGAUAGGAGGCGCUCCAGGCCAAUUGCGCCCAGAAGGAGACCUCAGUACGACUACUACGAUGAGGAGGAUUAUGAGGAGAGGCCAAGGAUGAACAGAAGGAAAAGGCCGAGGAGGCCAAUAUAUUACGACGAUUACGAUGAGGACUACGAGGACGAAAGGUACGACAGAAGAGGCGGUAACCGAAGACGCAGACCGCACGAUCGAAGGCCGGUUAGAAGAAACAAGGAUAGGAGGAGCAAAUAUGAUUACGAUGAUGAAGAUGAGGACGAUGAAUUCAUUCUCGAAAAGAAGGCCAAAAAUAAGAGGAGGAAAUUCCUGUACGACUACGACGAAGAAGAACAAGAAGAAGACAGGAUCGCGAAAAGGAGGCCACAAGGUCGAAGAGAAGAAAAACCGUACCGCAACAAGCCGAAGAGACCGGUUGAUGUUGAAGAUUAUGACGACUACGAAGAUCGUACUGACAAAAGGAAAUUGAAGGAUGAAAAACGCAGAGACCUAGAGGCAGAAACGAGCAGAUUCAAAAAGCACCCUCGCCUGGGCGUUCGAAGACCUCCCAGUGAAGAGCACGAAGAUGACCUCCAACAAGCGGAGCCUAAAAGCGAAAGAUCUAGAAAAAGCAACAGAGAAAGCACGUAUAAACGUCCCCCGGAAUCCGAAUCUGGAAGGGCGAUCGUGAAACCAGUGAGCGGCACUCUUUACGACCGACCCAGACUCGCGCCGAAGAUCAACCUGCCUGUACCAAAGAACGUUGCUGAUAAGUACUCUUACAAAGGGAUGACUUCGCAGGGAAGCAAGAACAAAGAAAAUCUCCAAACUGAAGCGCCUAUUACGACAUCCACCACUACUACCGAGAAGCCAGUUGAUGCGGAUAGUGCUGAAAGCUCUACAAGAGGUUUCAAGAGAUCGAAACCAGACAGCUCCAGAGAGGUGCUCAAGAGUGUGAGGAAAAGGAUCAAGGAAGAACAAACCACUUCGACUACUUCUUCUGUGUCAUACUCAGAAAGGAUGUCACCGAUCAUAAGGAAGUUCAAGAGGCCAUUCCUGCCAAGUAGAGGAGGAAAUCCUUACACAGGACGAAGUUUGGAACCCAUUGGAGAAAAGGCUGCUAAUCCGGUUACCGAGGAAACUAUCGUGCAAGAUGACAGGAUCGUCGCCGCAGAAGGUGAUGAUUAUUAUGACGAAAUCCAGGUGAAAACGCCUUCGUCAGUUCGGGUAAAAAAUACUCAAGGUAUCCGUUAGUGUUUCCAGAUUUCAAACACCUUUGAACAUAGGCAUAUUAAUAAUAAUCAUAAUAAUAAUAAGCCUAGCUUAACACCAAUCACAGAGCAAAAACUAAAAAUAUACAAAAUUAAACAAAACAUGAAAAGUUCCUAUCCUUUUCUCAUCGAAGUUGGCUUGUUCAGAAAUAAAUGGAUCCAUGAGUGGUCUUCGGCAAGUCCUAACUUUUUGUGAUAGUGUACCCGCUCCCAAACGUUCUACGAUUUCUGUAAAUUAAGGGACCAGACUGGCAACGUAGCAUUCGACCUGGCAACCCUGGUCGCGCCGGGUUUCGACGGAGACAGGGGAACAUGUGAUCCGCCUUCAGUACAAGUUUGAACUCGCUCGAAUCAUUUGGUUGUCAGUAGCGAUUUUUUUAUUUGUGAAAGUUUUUCCUAUAAUGAAUGAUAUCAAUUUCGAGCAACGGUGUCUGAAAAAUUCGUUUUACCAUGAAUAUGCUAAUGCUAAAUCGACUGCCGCCUUGCGUUUCAGAUGACAGCAGCGAAAAGGCGGGACCGAUACGAAUAAAGGUGCCGAUACGCGUAAAAAUGACAUCCGACUCGCCUAUAGCCACCACGACUACCACAACUGAGUCCAACAAAGUGAACGAAGCUGACCUGCUGGACGAAAACUACGAUGUGACCAUCAACGAGGCCUUGAGUCCGAUCAUUCCCAAUCUGCCAAUCAGGUCGUAUCCCACCGGGUUUGGCGGCGAUUACAGGCAGAAAACCACGAAGUACGUCAUUCUGGACCCGUUGACAGCUGGCGGACCGUACUACGUCAAAUAGAUCGAGAGCGCGAUUGGAAGGGUUACCGUUGGCUUUGUCAUGGUUUUGUUUUUUGGAAACUAUGACUAAUUUCUUGUAGGAAAAUUUUUGUUUGGGUUUCAACAACUUUGGAUGUUCAAAAAAUUCUCGCCAAAUCAUAGAAGGUGCAAGAUAAUGUCAAUUCGCUGGAAAAUAACGACUUAAAACAUGUCGAACUACGUCUUUGUUUUCUUUUCACAAAGUAGAUGCUUUUGCUCUUCAAUACAAUUAUUCUACAAUAAACGGAAAAUGAAGAACAACAAGAGUUUUUCGCAAAAUGAUGUAUGGCCUAAAAUAACCUCAAAAAAAUGUUGCAUACUUUGAAACAUAUUUUUCAACCAGCAAUUUUUAUAUAGGGUGACUUCGAAGUUCAGUCAUUUAUUUUAACAGUGAGUAGAUCUGAUCAAAAGAAAUGUUUUUUUCCUUUACCAUUUUUCUGGUAAAAUUAAAGUAACAAAGUUAUAGCCCUUUAGAAGUUUGAGUACCGCCCUGUCUCAAUAAUAAUAUUAUGUGCUCGUGUUUGGCGACAACGGAUAUAAUCCGCCUUAUCGGUUCAUCGCAUCGGAAACAAAAAAGCGAAAGAAUUUGGAACGAUGUUUUUACAAUUAUUUUAUUCAGUUCAGUUAUACAUACAGUCAGUGUCAGUCGAAGGGUUUAUCUCUGGUCAGUCGGUAACGCGUGUGAAUAGUGUCUGUUGCGUGGCUCAAACGAAAUAAAAAAUGGCACAUGUUUAUGCGGAUCGGUUUCCCAAUCGAGUGCAACCAACCCCUCGUACCUUUGUUAAUGUAGUACAACGGACUCGUGAAUCAGGUGACUUAAGACCUCACAGGGGACCUCACGAUCAAAUACAGGUCCGCACUGAAAUACUUGUCGGGAGGAUACUUUAUAAAACAAGGUAAAAUUUUUUUUUAUUUUUUUUUUAUUUUUACACACAUAUUUUGGUUUAUCUUCCUUCUACAAUCAUUAUCUGAAAAUUAAUGACUCAACUUCAAAGUCACCCUGUAUAUGCACGUCAAAAUUCAGCUUUUUCUUUACAUAUUUUGUAAUUUUCGUUGAUUAUGGAACUUAGUACUAAAUAACGUAGAGACAACUUUCUGAAAAUAUAUUAUUUUAAAAAGAAAAGUCUGACGCCCUCUAACGGUCAAAUAAAGCACUUUUGCAUGGAGGUAAAUCGUGUCCGAGCAACUUAUUUUGUGUUUCUAUCAUUUUCAGCCACUGCCUUCGUUAGGAGCUUUUCGUAUCCCCUAUUUCACGAGUAUCCAUCACGCUUUGACGUCUACUGAGGUGAACAGCUGAUCAGCGAAUGACAUUUUUGCGUUGGUCCGCAAAGUUGGCAAUAAUCGAUCAGGUAUACAUCUAGUAAAACUUGUUUGUGGCGUUUCGUUUUUUGUAUGCAAAUGAACUUUUCUGAAUAAACGAGAUGUUAGCAAGUACAAAAUGAAUCUGAAGCGUACAAAAAACCACAACAAAAUUCGGUUCUGUCUACCUGGCGUUGACGGAUCCGUCAGAAUUAUGUGUCCUGUGCCGAUAUGGGGAAUUUUGAGAUAUUACUAGAUGAUCAGCUGUCAUUCUGCCGUUAUGGAUACUUGUGAAAUAGAGUAUAUAUGCUUAUAAAAAUGGUGAAUGCACAUAUCCAUGAAACGUUGAACCAGUAUUUAGGUAUAUCUUUCCCGUAUUAACCAUUAUACGCUUUUGACCUGUAUAAUCAUCGAUUUUUUUUUUUAAAGCCUUGUCGUCGAAUGGUAACCCUUAUUUGAACGUUUAUAUGAAUGUCUUCCAAUUAUCCUAUCUAAUUUUAGAGAUCGUUGCCUUUUUUACACUGUGGAAGGGGUGCUUCGUGUCGUCCUUGCUCAUUACAUAUUUAGUAUUGAUUUUCAAAAAUCUGCCUUAUUUAAUUUUUUCUAGUUUUUCAUCACAUGGUGGGCCAUUAAGCUGAACAGAUUUUAAAAAAUCGUAGAAAAAAACUACAAAGCGUAGGGAAGAUGGUAAUUUAAUUUUUUUAAAAUAAGAUUGAGAUGUGAAUUUUGCUCAAGGGGGUCGAUCAUCGGCAAGAGCUAACUUUUGUGAAGUGUACCUGCCCUCAAAACUUUUUGAAGACCAGAAGUAUCAAAUUUUUCCAGGGGAAACUCCUAAACAAUCAUCAAAACUAUACAUAAAAUCAUACUAAAUAUGCAUAUUUUAAGGUCCAACCGGAUUCCUAGGGGAGGGGGGCAUGAAUAUGUGAUGUAAACUGCUUUUAAGCGCAUUUUAUUGUGUGAAACAAAAGGCAAGGUUCCCAAAAAUUGUACAUGAAAGAAUGGUUUGAGUGAUUCGUAUUAAUUAAGCCAUAUAGUUGUGCAGAAAUAGUAGUAUAGGUGAUAUUUGUUUCGAUGUUAUAUCUUAAUUAUUUUUUUACGUCAAGUUGUAAAUAAAUUUUUAUCUUUAAUA
Acanthoscelides obtectus is the source of this 4858-nucleotide messenger RNA. Lineage: Eukaryota; Metazoa; Arthropoda; Insecta; Coleoptera; Chrysomelidae. The record is from the annotation of a GenBank genome assembly.